Messenger RNA from Struthio camelus australis, 4731 nucleotides. The record is from RefSeq and is a predicted model, not a curated record. NCBI's taxonomy places the organism in Eukaryota, Metazoa, Chordata, Aves, Struthioniformes, Struthionidae.
AUGGACGGCGGCCGGGGAUGGCGAAAGGGCACCUCGUCGCUCUGGGUGUGGACGGUUGCGUUUUGGGGUGUUUCAUGCCUUCCUACCACGGCCGUGUUGGCCCCGCACCACCUCGGGCGGGACUUCAUCGUGGCCUUCAUGCAGAAUGGCUUGCAGCAGACCCUCAACAGUGACUUCAAGCUGCUCCUCACGGCCUACUCGCCCUCCACGUCCAUCACCAUCUCCAUGAAGAAGCCCAGGCUGCGCAUGACGGUGCAGGCGACGACGGGGCAGACUGUCGCAGUGAAGAUCCCACCGCAGGCAGAGAUGGUCGGCAGCAAAGCUUUCGAUAACACCGUGCUGGUGCAGGCCACCAACGAUAUCUCGGUGCUCAUGGUCAACGAGAAGCCCGCUUCGGGCGACUCGGCAGUGGUGUACCCUGUGCACAGCUUGGGCACUGAGUACUACGUCGUCACGCCCAACGUGGGCACUGACCGCUACGGCGAGUUCGUCAUUGCGGCCUGGGACAAGCCCACCACCGUUGACGUGCACCUCAAAGCCUCCGUGACCUACCAAGGACGGACUUACCCACGAGGCUCCGUGUUGCCCCUCCAUCUGGAGGCCUUCCAAGCAGCCCAGUUCCAAAGCCCCUCCGACAUGUCCGGCACGAGGAUCGUGGCGCAGAAACCCGUGGCCGUCUACGUUGGCCACACCUGCUUGGCGAGGUUCACCCAGUGUGACCACCUGGCGGAGCAGCUCCAGCCUGUCUCCAGCUGGGGCAGCACAUUCAUCGUGCCACCCUUGCCUUUCGAGGCACAGUCUGACAUCGUCUACGUCUCCACUGCCCAGGCGACUCGCAUGGAGUCACAACAUGGGACAACCAGGACCAUCCGGGAGCUGCGGCCUGCCCGAUCUGCGCUUUAUGGACUUCAAGCUCCAAAUAGCUUGUACCUCUCCGCUAACGCCGGCGUCCAAGUCAUCUUCUUCGCUGAUGGAGGCCACAAGGAUACUCUGCCUUAUGAGCCGUUCUUCAUGACCAUCCCGGAUGUCUCCAGCUACUGCCACUCCUAUGUCAUCUUCUCCCAGGACCAUUACGAGAACUACGCCGUGAUGAUAGCCAAGACAGCGGAGACGGCCUCGAUUAUGCUCAACAAGAGCCCGCUGAGAAACGUGGUGUGGAAGCCAGUGCCAGGGACGGAUUAUGCCUGGGCCGGGCACCACCUGGGCAGGCGCUUUGCGGUCCAUAUGGUGGAGAGCGAGGCUUCGCCCUUCGGGCUGCUCAGUGUAGGGAUCGGCGAGCAGAAGGCGUACGGCUCGGCGGCAAUCUGCGACAGCGAUCCCUGCCGAGGAGUGCAAUGCCGCGCCAAGGAAACGUGCAAAGUGCAGGAUGGGCGGGCCAGCUGCGUGCACGACUACCUGGGGACCUGCCUGGGCUUGCCAGAUCUGCAGUACCGCACCUUUGACGGGGCGACCGUCGCCUUCCAGGCCGACUGUACCUACACCGUGGUCAAAUACUGUGGUAGCGAUCCCGCCCUGGUGCCCUUCGCCAUUGACGAGAGGAAGAGCGAGGGUGGCUCCAAGGGGUGGCUGACCAGCAUCUAUGUCUACGGCUACAACGUCUCCAUCCACAAGGGAGAUGGUGGCAAAGUCCAGGUCAAUGAGCAGCUCACCAGCUUACCCACCAGCCUGGAAGCCGGGAAGAUUGAAAUCUCCCAAAAUGAGGGCCGGACCAUCCUGCAGACAGACUUUGGGCUGCAGGUGACCUACGAUGAAGAUCUGGCCCUGAUGGUGGCACUGCCCAGCAGCUACUUUGGGGUGACCUGCGGCCUCUGUGGGAACUUCAAUGAGGACACGGAUGAUGAGAUGAUGCUUCCCAACGGCACCCAGGCCUCUAGCGUGGAAGAGUGGGUGGACAGCUGGCGAGAUCCCACCUGCUGGGACUACUGCGGCGGGCAAUGUCCCAAAUGUGACCAGGAGCAACGGCAGGUGGUGGGUGACAGCAAUCACUGCGGCAUGAUGGACACCGCCGCAGAGGGGCCCUUUGCAGCGUGUCGUGCUCAGGUGAGCCCUGAGGACUAUGUCACCCGCUGCAUCUUCGAGGUCUGCAGCUCCGGAGGGGACCCGCAGGCCCUGUGCCGGGUGCUGGAGACCUAUGCAGCCGCCUGCAAGGAGCAUGGAGUCAUCGUUCCUGGCUGGAAGGAGCCAGCAGGUUGUGCUCAGAGCUGCCCAGAGAACAGCCACUUCGAAGCAUGUGGCACUGCGUGUCCUGCCACGUGCGCAGCCCCGCAAGCACCUGUGUCCUGCAGCCAGCCAUGCACGGAGAGCUGCCAGUGUGAUGAAGGCUUCCCCGGGCAAGAGUUUUGGGAGGACGGGACCUGCCGGUCCCACUGCAGAUGUGACACUGGCCAGGGCAAGGUGAUCUGCAAGAAGGCCAGCUGCAAGGUCCAUGAGAAGUGCACCAGCGUUGACGGUGUCCACCGCUGCGUGGCCAACAAGUACUCCACUUGCAUAGGGACUGGCGAUCCUCAUUACACCACCUUUGAUGGACUGAGGUACGACUUCCAGGGCACCUGCGUCUACCAGUUUGCUGCCCUCUGCACUGAGGACCCGGCGCUGGUCCCAUUCCGGGUCACAGUGGAGAACAACAACCGCGGCAGCAAAGCAGUGUCCUUCACCAAAACGGUGACGCUCGAGGUCUACGGCAACGUCAUCACCUUGAGCCAGGAGUACCCACGCAAGAUCAAGGUCAACGGUGUCUUCGUGGAGCUCCCAUUCUCCCAGGAAGGCCAAUUCACUAUCUACACCAGUGGCGUCCAUGGCUUCAUCCGCACCAACUUCGACAUGCGGGUGAGCUUCGACUGGUACAGCUACGCGCGGGUCAUCGUGCCCCAAGCCUAUGCCGGUGCCACCUGCGGGCUCUGCGGCAACGCCGACGGCGACCCUGACAACGACUUCAUCACACCGGAUGGGCGCCAACUGGCAGACCCGGUCCAGUUUGCUGACAGCUGGAAGGUGGCCGACGUCCCCGGCUGCUCGGCCGGUUGCGUGGGCGACUGCCCAGUCUGCAACGAGGAGCAGAAGAAACCCUACCAUGGUGACCAGUAUUGCGGGGUGCUCGCCAGGGCCGGCGGGCCCUUCGCUGCCUGCCACGCAGCCGUCAACCCCACGCCCUUCAUCGAGGAUUGCGCCUUCGAUGCCUGCCAGUACAAGGGCCACCGGGACACCUUGUGCAGUGCUAUUGCCGCCUACGUCACGGCUUGCCAAAGCCAGGGCGUCCAGCUCGAGAAGUGGAGGACGCCGGAUUUUUGCAGUCCUGUGUGCCCCCGUAAUUCGCACUACGAGCUUUGCGGGACCGGCUGCCCGGCUACUUGCCGGGGGCCGGGGGCUGCUGAGGGUUGUGACGUGCCAUGUGCUGAAGGUUGCUUCUGCGAUGCUGGCUUUGUGCUGAGCGGGGACGAGUGCGUGGCGGUGGGUGAGUGCGGCUGCGAGCACCGGGGCCGCUACUACAAGCUGGGUGAGGACUUCUACACCGGGAAGUCAUGCCAGGAAAGAUGCAUCUGCCAGCCUGGUGGGGUGGUGGCGUGCCGGGAGACCUCCUGUGGGCCCCAUGAGGAGUGCCGGGUGGAGCGUGGGGCACUGGGGUGCCACGCAGCAGGCUACGGCAGGCUGGUGGUGGCAGGUGACCCUCACCACGUGACCUUCGAUGGGCGUGCUUUCCACCUCCGGGGCUCCUGCGCCUACGUCUUGGUGAGGGUCUGCAAGCCGGACCCCCGGUUGGCCAACUUCUCAGUGCUGCUGGAGAAUCACAUCUCCGGCCAGCCCAAUGUGGUCCUCAUGAAGAAAGUGGUCAUCUCCGUCCAUGGCUACACUGUCACUAUGGAGCGGGGACAGACAUGGGAGGUCACGAUGGAUGGUGAGCGCUACAUGCUGCCACUGGCCACGGGGGACAACAAGCUGCGGAUCAGCCAGGAAGGGUCCAACAUUGUCCUCGACUCUGCCUCGGGUCUCCAGCUCCUCUACAACACGGCCUCCUACCUCCUGGUGACCAUCCCCAGCAGCUAUCAGGGCCGCGUGUGCGGCUUAGGAGGCAACUACAAUGGCGAGAAGGAUGAUGACUUCCGGCUGCCCAAUGGGGCCAUCACGCAGAGCAUGGAGGAGUUUGUGGCCUCCUGGAAGGUUCCCACAGAGGACGGAGCAUGCACAGAUGGCUGUGGCACCAAUUGUCCUGUGUGCGAUGCCACCAACACGGCUCCUUUCCGUGCUGGGGACUCCUGUGGGCUCAUCCAGGACCCGUUGGGACCCUUUGGGACAUGCCACCCUCAAGUGAGCCCCGUCGAAUACUUCAACCACUGCCUCUAUGACAUGUGCGCGGCCAACGGCACCCAGGACACCCUCUGCCAGAGCCUGCAAGCCUACACAGCUGCCUGCCAAGCUGCCGGCGCCAAGAUCGAUGCAUGGAGAACAGCCUCCUUCUGCCCCCUCUCCUGCCCACCAAACAGCCACUAUGAGCUGUGCACCCGCUCGUGCGACUUCACCUGUGCCAGCCCCGGCGCAGCCCCAUGCGGCCGGCGGUGCUUCGGGGGCUGCCAGUGUGACGACGGCUACCUCUUUGAUGGGGCAACCUGUGUCUCUGUGGAGCGCUGUGGCUGUGUGCACAAGGGGCGGUACCUCAAGGCUGCUGAGACCAUCGUCUCCAACAACUGCACCACCCGUUGCACCUGCCACCCAGCCCGGGGCCUCAGGCCUGGGUAA